This is a messenger RNA of Cololabis saira (Pacific saury), 668 nucleotides long. RefSeq names its product LSM7 homolog, U6 small nuclear RNA and mRNA degradation associated (gene lsm7). The coding region runs from base 51 to 362 and encodes 103 amino acids. Gene Ontology annotation, biological process: mRNA splicing, via spliceosome; nuclear-transcribed mRNA catabolic process. Lineage: Eukaryota; Metazoa; Chordata; Actinopteri; Beloniformes; Belonidae. The transcript has 4 exons. Gene Ontology annotation, molecular function: RNA binding. Gene Ontology annotation, cellular component: U2-type prespliceosome; catalytic step 2 spliceosome; U6 snRNP. The record is from RefSeq and is a predicted model, not a curated record.
UGGUUGAAAUUUUCCAGGUCAAACUUUAACUUCCGUGUCGCGCAGCUAACAUGGCGGAUAAAGAGAAAAAGAAGAAGGAGAGCAUCUUUGACUUGUCCAAAUACAUCGACAAGCCAAUUCGUGUGAAGUUUCAAGGAGGACGAGAGGCCAGCGGUGUACUGAAAGGGUUUGACCCUCUGCUGAACCUGGUAUUGGACGGUACAAUCGAGUAUAUGCGGGAUCCAGAUGACCAGCUGAAGCUGACAGAAGACACCAGGCAGUUGGGGCUGGUGGUCUGCAGAGGAACCUCUGUGGUGCUGAUCUGUCCUCAGGAUGGCAUGGAGGCCAUACCCAACCCGUUCAUACAGCAGCAAGACGGCUAACUCACAGGCUGCUAUGCCCCCCACCCCCAUUUGUGUUUUUCUUGGGGGGGGUCAUAUCAUUUUGUUUUAACCGUUACAGUACAGUAACUAUUCGUACACUGAAGCUGUUGUUUUGAGUUAAGAACCAUCAGUAAAUUAAUGUUUAAAUGUGCUUCGCUUUUAUUUCUGUCUGGGGCAUAUUUUGCAAAGAUUUUUGUUAUGAAGGUCCCAUGUGUUUGGGAAGUGUUUUCUUUUUUAUCUAGAAUGAAUAAGUGAACUUUUAUUAUUUGUUUUUUUGAUAAGAAAAUAAAGUGAAAAUAUAGUGUA